CCUGCUGGGACCUCGACCGACAAAUGUGGUGCAGCCCUCUGUCUGCAACACUAGUCUACAGUCCGUCACUCGAGGAUUUACAAUCAUCUAGAUACAAUAGAUAUAUCUAUUAGUUAAGAAGACGUUUUGCUUUAAAUAGAGUGUUUUUAGAAAAUGAGGUGGUUUAGGUCUCCAGUCUUGCCCCAGCUGAAUCCCUGAUUUCAGCAGCAGCAGCAGGAGCCACGUCGGCCCAGCCCCAGGCCGCAGCCAGGAUGUCCAGUAGCUCGGGCUACCCCCCGAGCCAGGGGAGCUUCAGCAGCGAGCAGAGCCGUUACCCACCGCACUCUGUCCAGUACACCUUCAGCCCCUCACGCCAUCAGCAGGAGUUCACCGUCCAAGACUACCGGGCUCACCUCCAGGAUACCCAGCAGGGCAGGAGGAGACCCUCCCUGCUCUCUGAGUUCCACCCUGGGACUGAGAGGCCUCCUGAGCGACGUCAUGGCUACGAGCAGCAGUUCCAGAGCUCCGCCGGCCAGCCAGAACACGAGGCCAUGGAGAACAAACGGCCCCGCAUGGAGACGGUCUCCGAGGCCCACUUUGCCCGCGCCACGCAGGGCUCCGGGGGCAUCUCCCUUCCACACUCGCACACUCUCCAGGACAGCCUGAGGUCCAACAUGGAGGCCAAGAAGGAGAGCCAGUACAGCGUGAAGGCCGACUCUUCCUCCCCCGGAGGGCCACAUCACCUGGGGGAGGAGCAGGACGCUUCCCCCUCCAAGCUGUCCAAGGAGGAGCUCAUCCAGAGCAUGGACCGAGUCGACAGAGAGAUCGCCAAAGUGGAGCAGCAGAUCUUCAAGCUGAAGAAGAAGCAGCAACAACUGGAGGAGGAAGCUGCGAAGCCCAUGGAGCCAGAGAAGCCGGUGACCCCGCCUCCGGUGGAGCACAAGCACCGCAGCAUCGUCCAGAUCAUCUACGACGAGAAUCGGAAAAAGGCAGAAGAGGCCCAUAAGGUCUUUGAAGGUCUUGGUCCGAAAGUUGAACUGCCUCUUUACAACCAGCCGUCCGACACAAAAGUAUACCACGACAACAUCAAGACCAAUCAAGUGAUGAGGAAGAAGCUCAUUCUGUUCUUCAAGAGGAGGAACCACGCUCGUAAACAAAGGGAGCAGAAGAUCUGCCAGCGCUACGACCAGCUGAUGGAGGCGUGGGAGAAGAAGGUGGAGCGCAUGGAGAACAACCCCCGGCGCAAGGCCAAGGAGACGCGCACGCGCGAGUACUACGAGAGGCAGUUCCCUGAGAUCCGCAAGCAGCGGGAGCAGCAGGAGCGCUUCCAGAGGGUCGGCCAGAGAGGAACCGGCCUUUCCGCAACCAUUGCAAGAAGCGAGCACGAGAUUUCGGAAAUAAUCGACGGCCUUUCCGAACAAGAGAACAACGAGAAGCAGAUGAGGCAGCUGUCCGUCAUCCCGCCCAUGAUGUACGACACGGAGCAGCGGCGGGUCAAGUUCAUCAACAUGAACGGCCUGAUGGACGACCCCAUGAAGGUGUACAAGGCCCGCCAGUUCAUGAACGUCUGGAGCGAGCACGAGAGGGAGAUCUUCAAGGAGAAGUUUGUCCAACACCCCAAAAACUUUGGCCUCAUCGCUUCCUAUCUGGAGAGAAAGUGUGUUUCCGACUGCGUCCUGUUCUACUAUCUCACCAAGAAGAACCAGAAUUACAAGACCCUGGUGAGACGCAACUUUGGGAGACGGAGAGGAAGGAACCAGCAGAUCACACGUCCCUCGCAAGAAGACAAGGCCGACGACAAGACGGAGGAGGACAAGUUGGAGAAGUCCGAGAAGAAGGAGGACGAGGAGAAGAAGGACGAGGAGGAGAAAGAUGAAAAGGAGGAGUCCAGGGACAGAGAAAGAGACAAAGACAAGUGCGACGGCGCGGAGGACGACGACGGCAAGGAGCAGAGCACGCCGCGCGGCAGGAAGACGGCCAACAGCCAGGGCCGACGCAAGGGCCGCAUCACCACGCGCUCCAUGGCCAACGAGGCGGCGUCCGUGGCCGCCGAGGAGACGCCCUCCUCAGCCUCGGAGCCGGCCCUGCCCGAGCCCCCCAAACAGGAGGCCAGCCAAAAGGCCCUGAGGGAGCCCGCCAAGCAGGCCCCCAUGAGCCUGGAGGCUAACAGAGGUAGGAGAGCCGUGCUGGCCUGGGUUACCGGCCAACCCGGUCGUGCCGGGGGAGGGGGGGGGGAGGGGAGUGUCUCUGGUGGGCUGCUUGUCAAACUGACACUUUCUGUCACCUUUCCUCUUCUGUGUGGCCAAACGCUCAUGUCUCUGAGAGGGUUUGUUUUCAUGGGGGGAGGGGGGGGAGUGUUCAUGCUGAGAAUCCCGGUUUUGUACCCGUGCAAACACUUUGACCAGCGACGCAAAGGCGCGUCCACCAUGCAGCUCUGUCACGUCUAGUAUUUAAGAAUAAAAACAAACAUUUGAAUCCAUACGUCCGUCGUCGUGACGAAACACGGCAUUGUGCGCCGAGCUUCCCGCCUGUUCUCUCCUCCUUCCGCCCCUCCUUCUGUGUUCUCUGUGACACACCACUCCAUCUGCGGUCCACCCCGUGCCAUCUAGCCAGCCCGGGACCACGGCGAUGACGCCACCUGUAGGGAAUUAGCAAUCGUUUGCUCUAGAUUCCUAACUUUUUUUGGGACUUGAGUGCCACAUGGCUGUGGCGUUAAUCUGCCCGGCUAAUUCAGCACGGAAGGUAAUGAGAUGUAGUUCUCAGUUAUGUGCUCUGUCAGCAACCCCCCCUCCCCCCUCUCCCCCCACCACCACCACCCGAACCGUCUGCGGUGUUAUGUAAGUCCUGACCCUAUAAUGAGAUUUGAACCUUGAAAGCACCCCCCAGCCCUCUCCUCCAACCCCCUGACCUCUCUGGCUGCGAGACCAGGCUAGGUGUGUGAGGGAUUUAUGGAGGUUAGCGUCAGCCUCAAUCACUUUCAAGUGCUUGCGUGCCUGUUUACGUCUGUGUGUGUGCCUGUGUACGCCUCCGUGCCUGUACAUG
Hypomesus transpacificus is the source of this 3021-nucleotide messenger RNA. RefSeq names its product nuclear receptor corepressor 1-like. The record is from RefSeq and is a predicted model, not a curated record. The coding region runs from base 252 to 2426 and encodes 724 amino acids. Gene Ontology annotation, biological process: negative regulation of transcription by RNA polymerase II. Gene Ontology annotation, molecular function: nuclear thyroid hormone receptor binding; transcription corepressor activity. Lineage: Eukaryota; Metazoa; Chordata; Actinopteri; Osmeriformes; Osmeridae. The transcript has 16 exons.